AUGGAUGGGUGGAUGGGAAGAAGGCACAGUACAUCUCAUUCAAAGGUGUACAAAGUGAACUUGUACCUUGGAUCAUUGCUUUGCGGUUCGGCAACAGGGUGUGAAAUAGGUGAGAGGAGCAUACAUAUUUCAGCCUCAGCGGAUGGGGUAAAGGAGCCUCGCCGUCUUGGAUUCUUGGACCUGGAGUUUCAUCGGCGAUAUGAGUAUUUUUGGUGUCGUUUUUUUUGCCUUCGGGAUGAGCUGAUUGGUCCAAUGCAAGCCAGUAGCUCAGCUGGGCUGCCCCCUUCUUCCUUGUCUGUGCCGAAGCUGGCGUUGCUAGCUUCGUUUAGAGGGCGUCGCCGUCACAGACCUGGUUGUUUAGUUUUUGGUGCAGAAACGCCAACAUGUGCUUUCUCCUUCCCCCGACGAGAUAAUAAUGGGUGGUCCCAGCCACACAGGUUUUGUGCAGCACCAAGAUCGUUCUUUGGUACUGUGUUUGGCGUAGCUUGUCAAGAAACCCCGGCCAAGCGUUGA
This is a messenger RNA of Pochonia chlamydosporia 170, 513 nucleotides long. RefSeq lists its product as hypothetical. Bases 1 to 513 code for a protein of 170 amino acids. The record is from RefSeq and is a predicted model, not a curated record. NCBI's taxonomy places the organism in Eukaryota, Fungi, Ascomycota, Sordariomycetes, Hypocreales, Clavicipitaceae. The transcript has 2 exons.